Nothoprocta perdicaria is the source of this 5017-nucleotide messenger RNA. It is a transcript of the gene CDK13, whose product is annotated as cyclin dependent kinase 13. The transcript has 14 exons. Lineage: Eukaryota; Metazoa; Chordata; Aves; Tinamiformes; Tinamidae. Gene Ontology annotation, cellular component: nucleus; cyclin/CDK positive transcription elongation factor complex. Gene Ontology annotation, molecular function: ATP binding; RNA polymerase II CTD heptapeptide repeat kinase activity; cyclin binding. The record is from RefSeq and is a predicted model, not a curated record. Gene Ontology annotation, biological process: positive regulation of transcription elongation by RNA polymerase II; transcription elongation by RNA polymerase II; protein phosphorylation.
AUGCCGAGCACGUCGGAGGCGGCGGCGGGCGGGAGCGGGGGCAGCCGGGGCUGGGCGAGCGGCGGCGGGAGCAGCAGCAGCUCGGCCGUGGAGGCGGCGGCGGCGGCGGCCGACAAGAAGCGGCUGCACCACCGGCGGCGGAAGCGCUUCGCGGCCCAGCCGCAGCCGCCGCCGCCGGCCCCUCACCCGCUGCUCUUCCCGCUCCUGCAGCCGCCCCUCCUGCAGCCGCCGCUCCUGCAGCCGCCGCUGCCGCCGCAGUCCCUGCUCUUCCUGGCGGCCACCGGCGCCUCCUCGUGCUGCGGGGACGGGGGGGAGCGGAAGCGGCCGCGGGGCAAGCGGCGCUCGGGCUCCCGCCACAAGCGGCGGCGGGGCCGCGGGGGCGGCGGCGGCGGCGGCGCGACCCAGGAGGCCGAGAAGCGGCGCGCAGGCGGGGGGCUCAGCACCCUCGUGGAGGAGUACGACGACGUGAGCUCCCAGUCCGAGGGGCUGGUGGGCAGCGGCGCGGCCGGCACCGGCGGCGCGGGCAGCGGCGGCGGCAGCCCRGCCUCCUCCUCGGGCGGCGGCGGGAGCCAGCAGCAGCGGGGCGACUCGGAGCGCGGCAGCCGCUCCCGGCGCGAGCACCGCGGCGGCAGCCGCCGCUCCAAGGAGCGGCACCGCGAGCACCGCCGGCGCGGCGAGGAGAAGCCGGCGGCGCACGACGGGCCGGCGGGCAGGGGGGCGGCCGAGGCCUCCUCGUCCUCCAAGUCGCGCAGCCGCCACAACCACAGCGGGGGCCAGGACCGUGAGGGACUCAAGAGCAGCAGCAGUGAGGGCCGCAGGAAGGGCUCCCUCUCCUCCCCCAGCAGCGGCAGGAAAGAGCGGGAGAGCAAAGCGCACCGCAGCCGGACGAAAGCGGCCAAGGAGCCGCCCUCGGCCUACAAGGAGCCGCCGAAGGCCUACCGCGAUGAGAAGCCCGAGCCCAAGGCGUACCGGCGGCAGCGCUCCUCGCCCAGCCCYGGCCGCGACGACAGCCCCCCGCUGCACCGCUCCUCGCAGAGCCAGCGGAGCCGCAAGUCGCUGAGCCCCGUGGGCGGCCGCUCGCCCCUCAGCCCCUACAGCCGCCGCCGCUCGCCCAGCUACAGCCGGCACAGCAGCUACGAGCGCGGCGGGGACGUGUCGCCCAGCCCCUACAGCAGCUGGCGGCGCUCGCGGAGCCCCUACAGCCCCGUCAUCCGGAGGUCAGCAAAAUCGCGAAGCAGAAGUCCAUAUUCCUCAAGGCACUCGAGGUCUCGUAGCAGACACAGGUUAUCUAGGUCCAGAAGUCGUCAUUCGAGUAUUUCGCCGAGUACCCUGACCCUGAAGAGCAGCCUGGCUGCCGAGUUGAACAAAAACAAGAAAGCAAGAGCUGCUGAGGCAGCCAAAGCCAGCGCGAAAGCUUCCAACGCUUCCACACCUACCAAGGGGAACGCGGACGCCGCUGUCAGCGCGCCUCAAGUGAACAAUGUGAAGGACCUGAAGAAAAUAAAAGUUGAGCAGACACCUUCUCCAACAAGCAGUGCAAAUUUGAAAAACGAUAAGGCGAAAGCGAAGGUUUCCCUUCCCGAGACGAAAGGGGAGAAUAAUUUAAUUGCAGAGAAAGUUCCAAAGCAGAAGGCGGUGGCGGCGGCAGCGGUGAAAGAGAGUAAACCAGCUGCUGUGAAGCAGCAACCAGCCGUUGCUGUGAAAGAGAAGAGCAAACCGAGCGCGCCCGCUGUAACCACCAAGGAGAAGGAGCGAAAUGUUGCACUACCAACCUCCACACUGCCGCCCUUGCCUUUGCCUCCCACGCUGCCUGAAGAUAAAGAGACCGAGAGGUGAGUUGUGGCAUUUUUUACUAGUUUACGAGAGAAUAUUUCAGUGAAGUCGGUUAAAGAAGCAGAGAAGAAGCUUCGCCAUCUGCUCGCRGACCUGCCGCUGCCACCCGAGCUGCCCGGAGCACCCGAGUUAUCUAAAAGUCCUGAGGAGAAGAAACCGGUGGUUCAGUUACACRCCAAGAGGCGACCCAAAAUAUGUGGACCACGACACGGUGAAACGAAAGAAAAAGAAAUAGACUGGGGAAAGCGCUGUGUGGAUAAAUUUGACAUCAUUGGGAUUAUCGGUGAAGGCACUUAUGGGCAGGUUUACAAAGCCAGAGAUAAAGACACAGGAGAAAUGGUGGCACUAAAGAAAGUACGUCUAGAUAAUGAAAAGGAAGGAUUUCCUAUUACUGCUAUUCGGGAGAUUAAGAUUCUUCGACAGCUUAAUCACCAAAGCAUUAUCAACAUGAAGGAAAUAGUGACGGAUAAGGAAGAUGCUUUGGACUUCAAGAAGGACAAAGGUGCAUUUUAUUUGGUGUUUGAAUAUAUGGACCAUGACUUGAUGGGACUGCUGGAAUCUGGUUUGGUUCAUUUUAAUGAAAAUCACAUAAAAUCAUUUAUGAGACAGCUGAUGGAAGGCUUGGCCUAUUGCCAUAAGAAGAACUUUUUGCACAGAGAUAUCAAAUGUUCAAAUAUUCUACUAAAUAAUAGAGGGCAGAUAAAGCUUGCAGAUUUUGGCCUUGCUCGGCUGUACAACUCAGAAGAAAGCCGACCAUAUACCAACAAAGUUAUUACAUUAUGGUAUCGGCCUCCUGAGCUUCUGCUUGGAGAAGAAAGAUACACGCCAGCUAUCGAUGUCUGGAGCUGUGGCUGCAUCCUGGGUGAACUUUUUACAAAAAAGCCAAUAUUUCAAGCAAAUCAAGAACUUGCUCAGCUGGAACUUAUAAGCCGGAUUUGUGGGAGUCCCUGUCCAGCAGUGUGGCCUGACGUUAUAAAAUUAGCUUAUUUCAACACAAUGAAACCAAAGAAGCAGUAUCGUCGAAAACUGAGAGAAGAGUUUGCUUUCAUCCCACCAGCUGCCCUGGACCUCUUYGAUUACAUGCUCGCCUUGGACCCCAGCAAGCGCUGCACGGCCGAGCAAGCUCUGCAGUGCGAGUUCUUGCGGGACGUGGAGCCGGCCAAGAUGCCUCCCCCGGACCUUCCUUUGUGGCAAGACUGCCAUGAGCUGUGGAGCAAGAAGCGCCGGAGACAGAAGCAGAUGGGCAUGACCGAUGAGACGGCAGCAGCCAAAGUCCCCAGGAAGGACCUGUCUCUAGGCAUGGACGAGAGCAGAACCAACACCCCACAAGGCAUGCAAACUUCUUCCCAACUCAAAACUCAGGGCAACUCUAGUGUAGCACUUGCUAAAACAAGCACUGGACAGCAGUUAAACCAGAAUGAAGUGGCAAUCCUGCUAAACCUGCUACAGUCUAAAACAAGUGUUAGUUUGGCGCAGUUUGCCCAAGUGUUGAAUAUUAAGGUAAACCCAGAGACUCAGCAGCAACUAAAUAAAAUAAAUCUUCCUGCUGGAAUUUUGUCAGCAGGUGAAAAACAGUCAGAACAGCAGCAGCCGCCGCCGCCGCCGCCGCCGGAGCAGGAGCCUCUCAAACAGCCGCCCGUCGCGCAGCCGCCGGCGCCGGCCGCGCAGCCCAAAGCCGAGACUGACGCCGCGCAGGCGGCCGUGCAGAGCGCGUUUGCUGUUCUCUUGUCCCAGUUAAUAAAGGCCCAGCAGGCGAAGCAGAAGGAGUUCGCGCCGGAGGAGAAGGAGAACGGCUCCGGGAGCGAGGCGGCGCUGCAGCCGCGGCCGCCUCCCGAGCCCGGCACGCCGGCCUCCGCCGGCCGCGACGACGCGGAGUCUCCGGCGCCCGUUUUCCCAACGCUCGGCAAGGCGGCCUAUGCGCCCGCAGGUGCAGAGGAGCUGGCGAGGCCGCCCGAGAUGAGGCUCGUGAGCCGCACGCCCGAGCAGGAGCGCCCGCGCAUCCUGCCUCCGGACCAGCGGCCGCCGGAGCCGCCGGAGCCUCCCCCUCUCACCGACGAGGACCUUGAUUAUCGGACAGAGAACCAGCAUUUGCCUCUCAGUAACUCUUCAGGAACAGACCCUCACGCGGGAGUGAAGGCAGCUCUUCUGCAGCUGCUCGCUCAGCACCAAGCUCAGGCCACGGCCGAGGAGCCGGCGCCGGCCACUGUGGAUUACGCGGCCAGAGACGCCUACGGGGCAGGCCCAGACUACAAGGAGAGCUUCGGAUCCUCUUCCUUCUCCUCCGCCCGCUACGGCAGCAGCGACGGGAUAGGGAGCGGAUCGUCGGGAGCGCUGGAAAGGAGGAGCUUCCUGGGGAGCUCGGAUAUCCAGCCCUUGGAGAACUACAGUACUGCUUCAUCUCACGCGGGCGGCGCGGCGCCGCCGGCGGCCGCCUUCGCCGAGUCCUUCCCGGGCUCGCUCCCCGCUUACGGAGACGUUUACCUCAACGCGGCGCCCCUGCUCUUCAGCGGCGACAAGGACCACAGGUUCGAGUACAGCCACGGCCCCAUCCCGGUGCUGGGCAGCGGCGACGCCGCCGGCGGCCCCGACGGCGCCCGCUCCCUGCCCGCCAAGGUGCACAACUACAGCUACGGCAGCAGCCUGCCCGACGGCGCCGCCGGCCUCGGCCACGGCCACGGCCACGCGUGGACCUCGCCCGCGCCGGCGCCCGGCUUCCCCCAGGGAUACCGGGGCCACCUGAGCACCCCGGCGGCGGCCACGGCGAGGGGSCGAGGCAGAGGAUUGCCCUAUUGAGUAUCUGUUUUUCCUCAGGCACAUCGUUUUUAUCUGGAAAAACUUUUUGUUUGUUCGUUCGUUUUUUUUUUUUUUCCUAGCUGCAGUUUCAAGCGGCGCUUCGACAGACUUGAAUAAUGUUAAUUCAACAGCUUUAUUUUUAUGUGGAAAAGGGUCUUGCAUACAGUAGGAAAAAAUUAAAGAUGCUUCAAACUCAUGCUGUCUGGAAACUAGAUGAAUUGAUUGUACAUGUUCACAAACUAGUUCUGAAUUUUAUUUUGUAUUUCGGCAGUUUUAAGUGGAUGCUAAAUUUAGGGACAUCAGCUUUUUAUGGCACUCUUUCAGAUCUUCUGAACUAUGCACAUUUGUGCUUUUUUUGUAAGUUUGGACCAACUUUUAUGUAAAGAAAAAU